AUGCCGCUUUCUGAGCUCUCCAGUAUGCUUGAGUCAGUGAUCUUGGGCUCUGUAAAAGGCUUCUCUGGGGUGAAUCCCUAUGCAGACACCCUCAAGCGUCUCCGGGAUGCCUUCAAUUCUGGAAGAACCCGUCCAGCCGAAUUCCGAAUUAGCCAGCUCCAGGGGCUGAGCCGCUUCCUGAAGGAAAACCGAAAGUUACUCCUGGAUACCCUGGCCCAGGAUCUGAACAAGCCAACCUUUGAAGCUGAUAUAUCCGAGAUUGUCUUAUGUGAGGCUGAAAUCAAGCUCGCUCUGAACAAUCUCCGCACCUGGAUGAAGGAUGAGCAGGUGGAGAAGAAUCUGGUUACCCAGCUGGACUCAGCUUUCAUCCGAAAGGAGCCCUAUGGUGUCACCCUCAUCAUUGCCCCCUGGAACUACCCUUUGAACCUCUUGCUGGUGCCUUUGGUGGGGGCCAUUGCCGCAGGUAACUGUGUGGUUUUAAAGCCCUCGGAGAUGAGUAAGGGCAUGGAGAAGGUCAUUGCUGAGGUGCUGCCCCAAUACCUGCACAAGAACUGCUUUGCUACGGUGCUCGGAGGCCCCCAGGAGGCCACAAUUCUGCUCAAGAACAAAUUCGACUACAUCUUCUUCACAGGAAGCCCCCGGGUAGGGCAGAUCGUAAUGUCCGCUGCCUCCAAGUACCUGACCCCUAUCACUCUGGAGCUGGGAGGUAAGAACCCCUGUUAUGUGGAUGACAACUGUGACCCCCAGAGCGUGGCCAACCGUGUGGCCUGGUUCCGUUUCUUUAACGCGGGACAGACAUGUGUGGCCCCAGACUAUGUCCUGUGCAGCCGGGAGACCCAGGAGAAGCUGCUGCCUGCCCUGCAAAGUGCAGUGACCCAGUUCUAUGGGAAGGAGCCCCAGAAUUCCCCAGACCUGGCUCGCAUCAUCAAUGACAGGCAUUUCCACAGGCUCCGAGGCCUGCUGGACAAUGGCCGAGUAGCCAUCGGUGGCCAGUCGGAUGUACAGGAACUCUACAUUGCCCCCACAGUGCUGGUGGAUGUGAAGGAGACGGACCCUGUGAUGCAGGAGGAGAUCUUUGGGCCCAUCUUACCCAUCCUGAAUGUGGAGAGCGUCGAUGAGGCCAUUGCUUUCAUCAGGAAGAGAGAGAAGCCCCUGGCUCUGUAUGCCUUCUCCAAGGAUUCCAAGGUGGUAAAUAAGGUUCUGGACCAGACCAGCAGUGGCAACUUCGGGGGGAAUGAUGGCUUCAUGUUUAUGACAAUAACAUCCAUGCCUUUUGGGGGAGUUGGUCACAGUGGGAUGGGAGAGUAUCACGGCAAGUUCACCUUUGACACCUUCUCCUACCGGCGUGGUUGCCUCCUUCGUAGCCCACGCCUGGAGAUGAUCAACAAAAUGCGCUACCCACCCUACUCCCCAGGGCGCCAGCGACUGCUUGUGUGGUUUUUGGAGCACAAGCUGGGCUUCCCUUGCUCCAUCCUGUGA
Messenger RNA from Trichosurus vulpecula (common brushtail), 1479 nucleotides. RefSeq names its product aldehyde dehydrogenase family 3 member B1-like. Gene Ontology annotation, molecular function: aldehyde dehydrogenase (NAD+) activity. Bases 1 to 1479 code for a protein of 492 amino acids. The record is from RefSeq and is a predicted model, not a curated record. NCBI's taxonomy places the organism in Eukaryota, Metazoa, Chordata, Mammalia, Diprotodontia, Phalangeridae. Gene Ontology annotation, biological process: aldehyde metabolic process. Gene Ontology annotation, cellular component: cytoplasm. The transcript has 10 exons.